This is a messenger RNA of Morone saxatilis (striped sea-bass), 603 nucleotides long. It is a transcript of the gene ndufb2, whose product is annotated as NADH:ubiquinone oxidoreductase subunit B2. Gene Ontology annotation, cellular component: mitochondrial inner membrane. Bases 157 to 462 code for a protein of 101 amino acids. The record is from RefSeq and is a predicted model, not a curated record. The transcript has 4 exons. Lineage: Eukaryota; Metazoa; Chordata; Actinopteri; Moronidae.
UCACAUUCUCCGUCCAAUCACAGCGCUCGUUGCUCGGAGGUCGUUUAUUGACAAGCGGAGAAGGUGACUCCUCGGCGAGCAGGGGCAAAUAGUUCCUACAGAAAAAAAACUCAACAUUUACCCCGAAAGAGAGCUGGUUUUGCGGGGAGAGCGACCAUGUCUUCUUUGGGAAGGGCGUUGGGAGUCCUUCGAGCCGGAACCCUGCUCAUGAGCCGCGGUCCACAAAGAAUAACGAGCAGAAAGGCUGGCGGUGGACCCCCCAAUAAGCUGCUAUACAGGGAGUGUCCAGACAUAACGGCGAAGCAGAGGUUUGAUUCCGAGCUGCUCGGCGGGUUCAUGUGGUUCUGGAUCCUCUGGCACUUGUGGCACGACACUGAUGCAGUCACGGGUCACUUCCCCUGGCCCGAUGCUUCCCAAUGGACGGACGAGGAGCUCGGAAUUCCACCAGAUGACGAAGAAUAAGGUGAUUUCCUCAGUUUCCUUUAAAUGAGUCACCAUGAGGGAUUCGAGCUGCUGGGAAUGUUUUUUUUUUGGAAAUCUUCAGGAUAUUCUUAAAGCUAUUGUUCUACGUAAGACUAAUAAAAGCUUCUGUAAAUAUGUUAA